This is a messenger RNA of Macadamia integrifolia, 1855 nucleotides long. RefSeq names its product mannose-1-phosphate guanylyltransferase 1-like. Gene Ontology annotation, cellular component: cytoplasm. The transcript has 6 exons. Gene Ontology annotation, biological process: cell wall mannoprotein biosynthetic process; GDP-mannose biosynthetic process. NCBI's taxonomy places the organism in Eukaryota, Viridiplantae, Streptophyta, Magnoliopsida, Proteales, Proteaceae. The coding region runs from base 455 to 1537 and encodes 360 amino acids. Gene Ontology annotation, molecular function: mannose-1-phosphate guanylyltransferase (GTP) activity; GTP binding. The record is from RefSeq and is a predicted model, not a curated record.
UUUUAGCCGGAAGGUGGCAUCGUGUACACUCAGUAGAAUUGAACUAUUGAAGACCCACAAUGGUGGAAAUGGAACGUGAAAGAUUCGGCGGGAAAUAAUCCCUUAGCUUCGUUGCGUUCCCUCUACGAGCUUCGUUUCUUUAUUCCUUCUCUCCCAGUCUCUGUUUUGCGGCUGUGCAGGUCGGUCCUGUUAUCACUUACCAGUAACAGAGCGAUCCUUCUUCAUUUCUUUCAGGAAUUUCAAUACGAGGUAAUCCUCUUAGAAGGGCAUCGAUCUGAAUGUGCAGCAAGUCAAGUUGCAUGGAAUUGCUCCAACCUAUUUCAGGUUGAGAAAAUCUAGUGCUAUGUUCGUCGCCUUCAAUGCUGAGGAUCCUUUUUUUUUUUGAGCUUUGGGACUCGGUCAAUCUAGAAGAACUCUGGACCACCUCAUUACAACAGAAAGGAAGGAAAUCACAAUGAAAGCAGUUAUCCUUGUUGGUGGAUUUGGUACCCGCUUAAGGCCCUUGACACUCACUAAGCCAAAACCACUGGUUGAGUUUGCAAAUAAGCCAAUUAUUUUGCAUCAGAUUGAGGCCCUUAAAGAUGUGGGAGUUACUGAAGUUAUCUUGGCCAUCAAUUACCAACCACAGGUCAUGCGGAGUGUGCUAGAGGAAUUUGAGAUGAAGGUUGGGAUCAAGAUCACUUGCUCACAGGAGACAGAGCCUCUGGGUACAGCAGGGCCACUGGCCCUUGUGAGAGAAAAGCUGUCUGAGUCUGAUGAGACAUUCUUCGUCCUCAACAGUGACGUUACCUGCAGGUAUCCAUUCAAAGAGAUGAUUGAAUUCCACAAAUCUCAUGGUGGAGAAGCAUCAAUUUUGGUUACUAAGGUGGAUGAACCUUCAAAAUAUGGCGUCGUCGUUCUUGAUGAGGAAACAGGGAGGGUCAGGAAUUUUGUGGAGAAACCAAAGAUCUUUGUUGGUAACAAGAUAAAUGCUGGAAUCUACCUCCUGAACACCUGUCUUCUUGACAGAAUUCAGCCCAGGCCUACAUCAAUAGAACGAGAAGUCUUCCCCACCAUUGCAAAUGAAGGACAGCUCUUUGCCAUGGUCUUAACAGGGUUCUGGAUGGAUAUUGGACAGCCCAAGGAUUAUCUUAAGGGCUUGAGAUUGUACUUGGAUCAUGAAAGAAGGAAUUCACCCCAAGACUUCUCUAGAGGACCCAAUAUCAUUGGAAAUGUUCUCAUUGACAGCAGUGCCAAAGUUGGAGAAGGCUGCAUUAUUGGACCUGAUGUAGUUGUUGGCCCUGAUUGUGUGAUAGAAUCCGGAGUGCGGCUAUCAUCCUGCACACUGAUGAAGGGGGUCAGAGUGAAAAACUCUGCUCAUGUGUCUGGCAGCAUCAUUGGAUGGUAUUCAACCAUCGGAGAGUCAGUUCUGGUCAGCAAUAUGGCGGUUCUUGGGGAGGAUGUCCAUGUCAGUGACACAAUGUACCUGAACGGCGUAGUGGUUCUCCCACACAAGGAGAUAAAAUCACAUUUUGUGAAGCCAGAAAUCAUAAUGUAAGUGAAAAUGCAAUAUAGGACCAGGAUGAAGUGAUUCUUUUUUUUUUUGGUAGCAAGAUCAAGUGAUUCACGUCUUAAAACCUGUGCCAGGAUUUUGUAUCUUUUCAUUUCUAUAUGACUAGGGUCUUGAUAAGAAGUUGACCUCUUGUAGCUUCAAUACCUUGAUUGUACCUUCAUUUCCCAGUUGUUGAUUUUAUGAACCAUGUAGAGUUUUGGUGAUGUAGUUAAAUUGGACUUUGCAUUGGAAACAAUGAGUUUGGAGAUUCAGUUCAACUACCAACAUAGCAAUGAGAGUUAAAACUGAGUAAUUGUUUAACCA